AUGGGAAAACGAGUGCGCCACUUUGCCGGAGUCGAAAGCUCAGAGCAGCUGGCUUUUAUUGACGAACUCCAGGAGCUAGGGCUCAGCAGCACGAUUGACCUGCCCGAGCUUGUGGUGGUGGGAGACCAAAAUUCCGGCAAGAGCUCGGUGCUCCAAGCCAUAACCGAAGUUUCGUUUCCGGUCAAGGAUGGCACCUGCACUCGUUUCCCAAUCCAGAUUUCCUUCAGACAGACCUCCGCCUCCAAUAAAUACCCAGUUAAGGCUACUAUUGUGCCGGGACGACAAUCCGAGAAUGAUGACGAGCUUCUCCUUCGCAUAAAAGACUUCAUGAUGGAAAAGGAAGAGUUGACUUCGGAAGUGAUGAAAGAGAUCAUAGAGGAGGCAACGGAGUGCAUUUUCGGCGAACGAAAGCCAGGGAAGCAGAUGAGUGACGAGAGUCUGAGCGACGCCACACUCCGAAUUGAGCGGUCCGGCCCGGACGAGAUGCACUGGACGAUUGUAGAUCUUCCGGGUCUCAAAAGGAAAGAUCGUGCAUCAGGCGAAGAAGCAGAUGCGCAGACUAAUGCAGAAGUUGCAAUGGAACUCGCUCGCAGCUACCUAGUGAAUGAGAGGAAUAUUGUUUUGGUGGUAAUCGACGAUGUCGACGUGGGGCGGCUCAGAAUCUUUGAAUUAAUUGAAGACCUACCGGGAGUGGAAAGCCGAUGCAUUGGCGUGCUCACAAAAUGCGAUCGCAAGCAGGAAGGCUCCGAUGAAUGGAUGGUCAAACUCCUGCAGAAUGAUUUGCCUACUGUUCCUCAUUUCGACCACGGCUGGUUCGGACUGCGGAACAGAAUACCUGCCGAGGCCCAUAUCACAGACGCCGAGCGCGACGAACGAGAAAUAAAGGAGUUCACCCAAACGACCUGGGAGGGAGUGGCCAAGGAUAGGACAGGCAUACGCUCGUUGAUCAAAUACGUCGACAGGGAGCGGCGGGCCAAGAUUCAGUCAGGCCUGCCCCAUAUCAUUGCGGAAAUCCGUCGGAAACUUCAGGAAUGCGAGUCAGACCUUAGCAGAAUGGGAGAGGCCCGUGAUAGCCCCAAAGCCCAGCGAUACUUCGUCUUCCAAUUCUGCAAUGAAAUGCAGAAAAUGGCCAACGCGACUCUGAUAGGCCAAUAUCAAGACGUACCCUCAGAGGAUCCGAGGAUCAUGCUUCGAUACCGAGUGCAGCGUCGUCUUGAUCAAUUCUAUAAAGAGAUGGUGGACCCAGAUAACAUGCCCAUUCUAUUUUCGAGCUAUGAGGACGACCUGAAAAUACUCAGCUCGAUGAAUCCAGAGGAGUGGGAAGAAAAGGUCAUGAAUGCCCCUGGUAUGUAUUCCGAGAUAUACAAGGAAGCCAAAAUCAGCGAGGGGCGCAGCCUUCCAGGGAGUAUCCACCCAGACGUGGAGGAAAAGAUGUUUCGGAAGCUAACAACCCAUUGGGAGAGGAUUGCUCGAAGCUUUGUUGAAGAUGUGAAGGACCUCGCAAGGGACUGCCACGAUGUACUUUUGAGGAUAGCCAUACCCAAUAGCAAAGUGCGCCUGGAGGUGAGUCGCAUUAUUGGGAAGACGCUGGAAGAGUGGAACAGGGAUGCAGAUACGGCUCUCUGGGAACUCAUCGAGGAUAACCAGGCCCGACCGCUCGUGACUCGCCAUCCCAUAUUGAUCUCUGAGACGAUAGCUGCAGAUAAACAACGAGGCGAAAUCUUACUUGGCAAGAAGACGACAAUGACAACGAACAGGGAGAGUGAGGGGACCCCUAACGGCAUAAGCGGGGGCCAGCAGCUACGUUUUCUCUCGACUUUGCUGAGCCAGGUGCUUUUUGUCCGUGCAAGGCUGGAGUCGUACUACAGAAUUGCGCUGUACCGAUUCAUUGACAACGUAGCGAUGCAAGUCGUCGAGCGACAUGUGCUGGGACCGAAAUGCCCCAUGCUUAACGUCUCUGUCCAGACCUUUACGAAUCUGGAUGACGGAGAACUUAAUAGCGUGGCCGGGGAAGACGAAACGGAUAUUCGUAUGCGGGCGAGGCUGGAAAAGGUGCGGUCUCGAUAUGUCCAGGCACUGGAAAAGUGGGAGAGAUUGAGAGUACUUUAG
Messenger RNA from Aspergillus udagawae, 2109 nucleotides. Its product is annotated as putative dynamin family GTPase. Gene Ontology annotation, cellular component: membrane; cytoplasm; microtubule. Gene Ontology annotation, molecular function: GTPase activity; microtubule binding; GTP binding. Bases 1 to 2109 code for a protein of 702 amino acids. NCBI's taxonomy places the organism in Eukaryota, Fungi, Ascomycota, Eurotiomycetes, Eurotiales, Aspergillaceae. The record is from RefSeq and is a predicted model, not a curated record. The transcript is spliced from 5 exons.